GACAAUUUAUCGAUCCAAAAACUUUUUUGGAAAGAUGUGGAAGAGGAUGUGGUGAAUUAGCUGACAAAUUUCGCGAUUGGGAACAUCUUUUUACAGCUUCAAACUAUGAAAUGAAAAGUGAAAUGGGUAUACCCACAAGAAAAAGAAGAUGGAUUCUUGAUUGGACAGAACAUUAUCGAAAUGGAGUCAAUCCAUAUAACAUUCCUAUUCCUCAAAUUUAUUUUUCAUAUCGAAUACCUUCAUUCUUUAAUAUCAUUAAUUUCAUAAAUUGA
Messenger RNA from Funneliformis mosseae, 272 nucleotides. NCBI's taxonomy places the organism in Eukaryota, Fungi, Glomeromycota, Glomeromycetes, Glomerales, Glomeraceae. The record is from the annotation of a GenBank genome assembly.